Messenger RNA from Alnus glutinosa, 573 nucleotides. RefSeq names its product transcription factor TCP8-like. The transcript has a single exon. Gene Ontology annotation, molecular function: sequence-specific DNA binding; DNA-binding transcription factor activity. Gene Ontology annotation, cellular component: nucleus. Bases 1 to 573 code for a protein of 190 amino acids. The record is from RefSeq and is a predicted model, not a curated record. NCBI's taxonomy places the organism in Eukaryota, Viridiplantae, Streptophyta, Magnoliopsida, Fagales, Betulaceae.
AUGAAUUUGGAAAUGACACUCUCCAGCUCCUCAAUCAAGCAACCCAAACCUAGUUCUGAAACUAGUACCCCAAGCGUCUCAAAAACCAAGAUCCUUCCUUGUAAACCCACAAAAGACCGCCAUUCCAAGGUAAAUGGUCGAGACCGCCGAAUCCGCCUGCCGCCAAUAUGCGCUGCCCGUGUGUUUCAGCUUACUCGUGAGCUCGGUUACAAAACUGACGGCGAGACCAUAGAAUGGCUCUUACGCCAGGCCGAGCCGUCCAUUAUCGCUGCCACUGGCAUUGGUGUGGUUUCCACUACUUGUGGUCCCACUGCCGGUUGCAUGGUUCCUGUUUCGUCCUGCCCCCCUAUGGGUUUCUCAGACUUUCCUUGCAAGGAGGAGACUGGUCAUGAAAAUAAGUGUGUGUUUUCAAGGCCUGAGCCGGUGUUGCCGCCUUUCGAAUUUGAUUUGGUUGCAAACUUUGAUUUGGAAUUUUCCCCCAACGAGAUCGCCAUGUUGCAAUCGGUGACACAGAUUGAUAAGGAGAAAGAUCAAAAGAAUGAGACUGAAAGCGAAUUUAACACCUCACUAUAG